Penaeus vannamei (Pacific white shrimp) is the source of this 708-nucleotide messenger RNA. Lineage: Eukaryota; Metazoa; Arthropoda; Malacostraca; Decapoda; Penaeidae. The record is from RefSeq and is a predicted model, not a curated record.
CCUCAGUGCAAAAUGUUAUGCAGUGUUACGGAAUCGUCUGAAAGGUUACCAUAAUUUGAAUCUAAUUUAUUCAAAACCAUGGAACUUAAUUUAACUCGUGUUGACUACCUGCAAGUUGGCCUUACCUCUACAAGAUGUCUUCGUGUCCUACCUUCAACUUCACCGAAAAGUCAGCAAAAGGUCGUAGUUGGAGACCAUGAUGGAGUGAUUCAACUUUUCAACAUGAAGCGGGGUGAGGUGCAGUAUGGCUUCCAGAGUGGUGUCAGCAAAGCAAUCACUCGAGUAGAACUUGGAGGAGCUCUUGGUACUGUCCAGGAUAAGAUCUUUUUGUCAUCGGGCAAUGAAGUACGAGGAUAUACCAAAAAGGGGAAGCAAUUUUUAGGGUUUGAUACGAAUCUAACAGAAGAAAUAAAGUCAAUGCAUAUCAGCGGAAGUGAUCUCCUGGUAUGUGGAGACUAUGUGUACAACCACUAUCACGACUGCCAAGAUUCCAACUACUACCUUGCUGCCGACAAGAUAAAUGAUGUGAUAACUCUGCCGGCUGAGAAGAGUAAGAAAGUAACAGCUUCUUGUUUUAGUGACAUGUGCAUAGAGGCCUGCAAAAAAAAUUCUCAAGCUGUGUUUAUGCUUCAUUCCAAACCACAUCUUUAUUUGAUAUAUGGUGUAAUGUUAAUGUUUCUCCAGGAAAUCAAAAGUGCUUGUAUGUGA